Messenger RNA from Trypanosoma brucei brucei TREU927, 903 nucleotides. RefSeq lists its product as hypothetical. The transcript has a single exon. Bases 1 to 903 code for a protein of 300 amino acids. The record is from RefSeq and is a predicted model, not a curated record. Gene Ontology annotation, biological process: mitochondrion organization. Gene Ontology annotation, cellular component: ERMES complex. Lineage: Eukaryota; Euglenozoa; Kinetoplastea; Trypanosomatida; Trypanosomatidae.
AUGCUGCAGUGGGAGUGGCCCACUUCACUGUGCGCAGAGAGAAGGGAGUUGAUUCGCGCGGCCGUUGAGCGCGCCAUCCGGAACUCCAUGGCUGAGGGUAGCGAUGGGCAAAUUCGUGGCACUGUGAACGUAGAUGAACUUAAUCUGGGGUCCAACCCUCCUGAAGUCACGCUCAGUGGAAUACGAAUGCUGUCGGCUGAGCGCACAGUAAUAAUGGUGAAGGUGCGUUACACUGGUGAUUUUUUCAUUCGCCUUAGUGGGCUUGAGGUGAACCUCGAUAUGGUGGGGUCCGGCGCCGAGGAAGCCGACAAUAACUUCGCCCUUCCAUUUUUUUGCCCGUUUGAGAUGACAUUACGGGACAUUCUCAUCGAUGGAAUGGUCGCCAUUGAGAUUCUUCAGGAACUUGAAGAAAAUGUGCAAUGGGGAAAAUGCGCCGAUGUACCAGUUGCCCCCCUCGCGACGACUGUCAGAAGCAGGAAAAACACAAAUGGUAUGCGCCCACCGUGUCGUGCAGGCACCCCGUCCACUCGUCACCGCUCGGGGUACGGUGUUUUACUUGGCGGUGGCGGCCGGGGGGCAAUGCGGUUGCCGGGUGUACUCGACUCCAUUGAUGGUUCACUUUCAUCAGUGGAUAUGGAAGGAGCAUCGGAGGGUCAUCCGAGGCAUUCUUUGAGGGUGCGCAAUGUUUCCCCACCAUUCUUUGACAUUUUAUCGACUAAAGUGCUAGUGAAGCAACGCGUGGUGAAGAUGCAGCUUUUUGGUGAUCCGCUGAAAAGUUUCCGGGUGUUGUCUAAUUUUGGUUCAGUGCAGGGUGCAGAUUGUAAGGCGGAGCAGACAAUCCGGAAGCUGAUCAAACCCGCCAUCGAGCAGCUCAUAGAAGAGGGUAUCAUCUUCAACAUAUGA